Blastocystis hominis is the source of this 1006-nucleotide messenger RNA. RefSeq lists its product as hypothetical. The transcript has a single exon. Gene Ontology annotation, molecular function: thioredoxin peroxidase activity. The coding region runs from base 1 to 612 and encodes 203 amino acids. The record is from RefSeq and is a predicted model, not a curated record. Gene Ontology annotation, cellular component: cytosol. NCBI's taxonomy places the organism in Eukaryota, Bigyra, Opalinata, Blastocystidae. Gene Ontology annotation, biological process: cell redox homeostasis; response to oxidative stress; cellular response to stress.
AUGCCCGUCACGAUUCGUCAAACUGCUCCCAACUUUUGUUUGAAUGGAGCUCAAGGAACUGAAACCAUUUCUAAUAUUUCGCUUGAUAACUACAAGGGAAAGUGGGUAAUUCUGUUGUUCUACCCCAUGGAUUGGACUUUCGUUUGUCCCACCGAAAUAUUCGCUUAUAAUGAUGCUGCGGACAAGUUGGCUGCAGUGAACACUGUGGUGCUUGGAAUUUCUGGAGAUUCUCCUUAUACUCAUUUGAGUUGGUUGAAGGCAUCCCGUUCUGAGGGUGGACUGGGUGGUCUUAUCAAUAUUCCGUUGCUUUCGGAUGUGACUCGUGAGACGAUGAAGAACUAUGGAGUAUACAAUGAAGAUAAAUCGGGUUUGGAUUAUGCUCAAGCUUUCCGGGGAUUGUUCUUGAUUGAUCCGAAUCAGAAAAUCCGUCAUAUUUAUAUAAAUGAUAAUGGAGUUGGUCGUAGUGUGGAUGAAACGAUCCGUGUGAUCAAGGGACUUCAGUUCAGUGAUGAACACGGAGAAGUCUGUCCUGCGAACUGGCACGAAGGUGAUAAAACUUUCGUUCCUAACAAUGCAGGAAUCUCGAAGUUCUUGGUGAAUUUGAAGAAGUAAUUAUGUAUCUGUAGAAUGUUUGCAUUUCUAUUUGUUUGAAUACACAACACAAGUACUAUUUGUUCUCUAAUGCAGUUGAUACAGAAUCAGAAAUGUAACUCAAAAUAUGUGAGUGAAUGAAUGAUGAUAAGAAUGUGAUAUUUAAAUAGGUAAUUGAAUAAUAAUAAAAUGAGAACGGCCAUAUCUGAUGGAAAGCGCCCUAACCCGUCCGAUCUAGGAAGCUAAGUCAUCACGAGUCGAGUUAGUACCAGUGUGGGUGACUCGCUGAGAAGUCUCGAUGCUGUUCUUUUAUUCCACUAUUACAUUCUAUUCUACUCCUCUCCACUCACUCACUCAUCCAGUAUUUAUGUUAAACAAACCCAUCCUUUCUAUUCUCUAACUUACUCAUUAUUAA